Molecule: messenger RNA, 870 nt
Organism: Diplodia corticola
Lineage: Eukaryota; Fungi; Ascomycota; Dothideomycetes; Botryosphaeriales; Botryosphaeriaceae
Exons: 4
Coding region: 1-870 (289 amino acids)
Source: RefSeq, a predicted model, not a curated record
AUGCAGCGUCAACAUGGCAAUCGCUUCGAUGAGGACAGUGAACAGCAUCACGACCCGUUCCGCUCUGGCUCGAGCUCUAGCUGGGGUCAACGUGAGCUGCCCAAAACUCCGCCGCACCAGCAACUUGUCCCGAUCGAACCCUCCGCUCCGAGGAAGAGGAAGGCCCCGGACUUCCCUCUGUUCGAGACCCCGUCCAAGAAGAGAUCCGUCCCGCACCACCCCGAUCUCAUGCUCCUCGAGCGUCCGUCCCUGAAGAGGGCCGCAGAGUCAGACGCCGAAAGCCCGCAAGCCGCCAAGCCCUACAAGCGCAUGGCCAUUGCCCAGAAGCCCUCCGGCGGUGUCGUCGCCAUCUCGCCUGCCGGAACGAUCUGUCGCUGCCACUUGGAGCACCCCGGCGCCAUCUGCCCCCACACGAUCUACGUCGACGACGCCCGCGCGCGCGCUGCGUACGAAGCGCUCUCGCCCGUCCAGCAGGUCUUGGAGAGGCGCGCAGUCAACAAGGACAAGGAGAAGGCCAACUCGGUCAAGGAGCUGAUGGUCGAUGCGAAGGCUGUUCGUGAGGAGUGCGAGGAUUGGCUGAAUAGGGAGAAUAGGCGCCAGAGGCGUCGCAUCAUGUGGCGCGCCAUUACGGUUGACCGCGAUCCAUUUGAAAACGAGUGGGUGGGUGUCCCGGAAAACUACGACAGGGCCUUCGUUGUGCGGGACCAUGAGGACUCCGAGGACGGCGGCAGCAGCGAGGGCAGCUUUGAGAUCAAGGCCGAGCCGAGCGAGCCGAGCGACGAUGACAGCGACCUCAGCGAGUACGAUGCAGAUGUGGACAGCGAUGAGGAAGAUGAUGAUGAUGAUGAUGACGAGGCCGACUUUGUUUGA